This is a messenger RNA of Cladophialophora immunda, 2432 nucleotides long. RefSeq lists its product as uncharacterized. The transcript has a single exon. The record is from RefSeq and is a predicted model, not a curated record. Gene Ontology annotation, molecular function: alkaline phosphatase activity. NCBI's taxonomy places the organism in Eukaryota, Fungi, Ascomycota, Eurotiomycetes, Chaetothyriales, Herpotrichiellaceae. Gene Ontology annotation, cellular component: fungal-type vacuole membrane. Gene Ontology annotation, biological process: dephosphorylation. Bases 117 to 1952 code for a protein of 611 amino acids.
CAGUCAUUGUCAUCCGCGCAGAGGGACAACUCAUCGCAUUUAAGUAUUCCAUGGCUGCUUGAGUCUUGACUUCGCAGUAUUGAAUCUGCAUAUAAGACCGACAGCGUUCCGUCGCCAUGACGCGAGAGGAGCCUCUACUCGCCCGGCCCGCCUCGCCGAACUCGUCUACUCACGGUAUCGAAGAGGAAGACGCCCUCCUCACGGGUCAACCAACCGAUCGGUCCCAUGCUAAACGAAAUCGAAAAUGGAGGGAAAUCGGUCUCUUCGUCUGGGCUCUGCUUGCAACUGUCACCGUUAUCAUUCUAGGUGUUGUAUAUCAGCAUGAAUCCACAGUCGCACGGGCGCGGCCUAGGACGGGAGGAUGGGGCCCGGAUGGAAGACCAUCUGGCAAGAGGAAUAUGAUUUUUAUGGUCUCGGACGGCAUGGGUCCAACUUCGCUGUCAAUGACACGGAGCUUCAGACAAUAUACAACCGGGCUGCCUAUCGACGAUGUCCUGGUUCUUGACAGACAUCACGUUGGCUCCUCGAGGACUCGGAGCACCAGCAGUCUGGUCACCGACUCGGCUGCCGGCGCCACUGCCUUCUCAUGUGGACUCAAGAGUUACAAUGGCGCCAUUGCGGUCCUACCAGAUCACACUGCAUGCGGAACAGUCCUGGAAGCUGCCAAAAGAGCGGGUUAUAUGACCGGCCUGGUCGUGACUACAAGGAUCACAGAUGCCACUCCAGCCUGCUUUGCCGCCCAUGCGAAUCGAAGAGAAUAUGAGGACCUUAUCGCAGAACAAAUGAUAGGCCACUAUCCUCUCGGGCGCGUUGUGGAUCUGAUGAUUGGCGGCGGAAGAUGUCACUUCCUGCCCAACACAACUGGGGGUUCGUGCCGAGCCGAUGGCAAGGACAUUGUGGCCAUGGCCAAGGACAAAUUCGGCUUUACCUACGUUGACAACAAGAAAGACCUUGAGACUCUGAGCGCCGGGGAUGUCCAGUUGCCGUUGCUUGCCUUGAUUGCAGACCAAGACGUCCCAUAUGAGAUCGACAGAGUGCAUGUCUCCGACAUCUAUCCCAGUCAAGUCGAGAUGGCUAGAGUCGCACUCAAAGCCCUGUCGGCAGCGACAAAGGACUCUGAUAAGGGGUUUUUCCUCAUGAUCGAGGGCUCGAGGAUCGACCAUGCGGGACAUUUCAACGACCCAGGCGCCCAAGUGCGCGAGGUUAUGGCGCACGACGAAUCCUUCGGCGCCGUACUAGAUUUCCUCGAAGACGACGAGACGGAGGGCAUCCUUGUAUCCACAUCCGACCAUGAGACUGGUGGUCUCGCCGCAGCCCGCCAAUUACACGACACGUAUCCGGCGUACCUGUGGUUCCCUGAAGUUCUUGCCAAUGCGACCCACUCAACUGAAUACCUCGCGCGCAAGUGGAACGAGUACCUCUCCUCCAGUGCCGAUGCUUCACGCACGGACAAAGGGUCCAAACUCCGCGAUCUCGUCACCGCUGACCUGGGCAUAUCAGACCUCAGUCAGGAAGAGAUCGACGCUAUCAUUGACGCCACCCCGAUUUGGCCUCCUUUAUACCACUUCUCCGACAUAAUAUCUCGCCGCGCACAGAUUGGAUGGUCUACACAUGGCCAUUCGGCGGCGGACGUGAACAUCUACGCCUCACAUCCGAGUCACGCACCGGGGUUGGUGGGCAAUCAUGAGAAUAUCGAAGUGGGUGAGUUUAUCGCCGAGUAUCUGGACCUAGAUCUUGGAGUCAUUACAGCAGAGUUGAAGAGCAAGAAGGUCAAGACUUCGUCUCUGGGUGCAGAUGUGGAGGAGGACUGGGGAGAGUGGAUGGGUCCUCCCGGUCUGCCGGUCAGCCAGGACGGGAGCUUGGUAGCACUAGAUGCAUACCACGGGGAUUUUAAGUAUAGGAAACGCGAAGCCGAGGGCAUCGCCGAUUGCGGGUGUGGUAUGAAGCACUAGUGAUGUGAGCCUAGAGGAAGAAGGAAUUUUUAUUUUCACUAGCAUCUGGCGUUGGCUGGGAAAGCACUGUGAAGGACAAGCCAGCAUAUUCUACCAUGCAGAGGCACAUGCGAAGGCGUUUGACAAGAGGGAUUCUGACGAGCGAUGAGUUUGUUCUGGUCACGGCGGGCGUUGGAUGCAAUCGAGAGAGUGCGAGCUAGAUUGAUAUACCAGAAUCGAUGAACCGAAAUGCCGCAGCCAGGCGUUGAUGCUUGUAUCUUUUGAGUCUGCCGUGGAUGAGUCGUCAAGGUCAUUAUUCCGUGUUCUCGACAGGCGAAAAGGGAGGUUGUUUGUUCCUUGGUCUUGCGUUGGGCUCUGUGCCUGCGUCUUGCACGGAUGGCCAUCGUAGCUGUUUGUGUACGAGGUACCUGUGAACUCUAUCCCGCGGUUCACCAACCUCCUGCCCACCUGCCUACCUGCCUGCCUUUUUCUAAUCCCUGC